AUGUCUCUUUCGAUCUUCAUACACUUCUGCCUGCUUUUCCUGGUUCCGGUGAACGCCCUCUUUGGCCAUGAACAAGCGCCGCUCUCCAGUGAUGAGGCAGAUUGGGCUACGCUGCACAUGGCAGAAGAACACCACAUAGCGAACCUCGAUCCCGCCUCAUUCUUCACUCUACAUGAUUACGACAGUAACGGUCUCUGGUCAAAAGAAGAAGUGCGCAGGACGUACGGACUAGAUGACGAAAGCACGAAGGAGGUGACGAAGGAAAAGAAGGACGAAGUUGUGAAAACCGUGAUUGAUAUUUUUGAUAAAGAUGGAGAUGGCGUCGUGAGUAGGGAUGAAUGGAUGAAGGGAUGGCGGGAUGAGGGAAAGCGGUUACCGGACUUCGGGACGGGACCUGGGCAUCAUGGCGAUGAUGAAUACGAAUAUGAGAUACAUCAUUUUGAGAAAUAUCACGACGAGAAUACCAAGGAGGAAGAUCUUACGCAUCCUGAAGACAUCGAACAUUUCAGAAAACAUGAUGAGAUGGACGCGGCCGCUGAGCGGCAGGCCAUGCUAGAUCGCAUGCAGAUUGUAGAGCAAAAUAUACCCCAGAAAUUCAGAAGGUACUGA
Messenger RNA from Bacidia gigantensis, 609 nucleotides. RefSeq lists its product as uncharacterized. Lineage: Eukaryota; Fungi; Ascomycota; Lecanoromycetes; Lecanorales; Ramalinaceae. Gene Ontology annotation, cellular component: endoplasmic reticulum-Golgi intermediate compartment; extracellular exosome. Gene Ontology annotation, molecular function: calcium ion binding. The record is from RefSeq and is a predicted model, not a curated record. The transcript has 3 exons. Bases 1 to 609 code for a protein of 202 amino acids.